AUUUUGGAGAGUGAAGGAACCAGCCGAAUGAAGUCUCAUUCUGCGCUGUCAUGAGGACAAAGGUCCUCUCUCGACCAGCCGAAUGAAGUCUCAUUCUGCGCUGCCAUGAGGACAAAGGUCCUCUCUCGGGAAUCACUGCAAGGCAGUGACCCAUCGCCAAACCGCCUGCUGCUAGUUUUGCUUUUACUCUCUAUUCUCCUUUUCACCUAUGGGGAAGCCUGGAAACUGGAGACAUAUGUAAAAUAUUUACUAGAUCCUAAUGAUAGGAUGUGUAUGUGUAGUGAUUGGGGUCCUUAUACUAAUUAUGGGAUGAGGGGACUUUGCCAGAGGAAAUUGAAAGGGGGUUUUCAAUCACCUUGUAUUGGGUUCAUUUAUAAUCAGAAAUAUUAUUCUGUAAGUCAUCUUACUAGUACUAGAUAUACUGCUUGGAAAGUUCCUUGGAAAUUAGUCAAAGAUAUGUUUGGAUGUUGCCCCUGGCAAUGUAUUGUGUUCUAAGUUUAUGACUAAUCCUAAAGGUUGCCAUUGUGAAGUGUACAAUGGAUUAGAAGACGACCUGUACCCUAAUAUGAACACAACAACAUUGUAAAGCUUCUUAGAAAAGUUAUCAUGACCCUGAGAACCUGGUGAACCUUACACGAGAAUUGUAAUAAGAUAAAUGACCCUGUUUGUGACAUUGUUAAAGAUUUCUUUUCAUUGUAUCUACCUUAUGUAAAUUGAGGAAAUAAUCUUUGAGGAACUUUCUGUGAACUUUGUACCUUCUCCUUUCCCUGCUAAUAAUCAUGUUAUAUAAUCAUGUGAGACUAUAUAUGUCAGUGCACACAUGCCUGUCUAUGCCUAUCAUGUAGAAUUAGUUAUCCCCCACCUGUUAAGACUCCGGUCCCCAAGUGAUAAAUAACUCCUUCGCUACCUACAAUAAAAGCUGAUGUGCAGAAACUGAAGUGUGACUUCCUUCGCCGACGUCCACCCAUCCCAUCAGGAACCCUGACUGCUGGAGCUGGUCUCCGGCAAGUGGCGCCCGAACAGGGACCUGAAUUGGGACAUGAUGAUCUUAAUAAUAUGCAACGACACUGGGAACCAAGAAAUACUGUCAAACCUACAGUAAUGUGGAAAGACCUUUUAUCUGGUAAAUGGAAAGGGCCUGACAUUUUGCUUACUUCUGGCAGGGGAUAUGCUUGUGUCUUUCCUAAGGAAGCUGAUUCUCCACUUUGGUUACCAGACAGGCAUAUUAAAUAUGUAAAUUCCUUUCCCAGUAAAGUACCUGUAACUACUAGAAAUGAACAAGAGCAGGAAACGGCGCAAUUGUGACAAACCUCCUGUUGCAGAAUUUAAAAGGCUCUCACUGGAGAAACCUGAUCUUUUUCACCUCAAGACAGCGGCCACCUUGGCUGCCCCCCCUCCAACAUGGGGACAGCUUAAGAAGUUGGCUGCUCAGGCUGAACACUUGGUUUUAAGCCAAGGCUGCACACUCAGUCCUUCUGUUUUGUUCGUUGCUAUGCUAUCAAUCCUCGCGUGUCAAGUAAGUACCUGUAGUGCAGAACAAUUCUGGGCUUUCUUUCCUAAUCCUCCUCACUUUCAUCCAGUAACCUGGGAUGAUAAUACUACACAUUUUAUUGUUAAUAAUACUGCUAUUAUGGAAGGUCCAAAAAUCGUAUACUCUGAUUCUCAUACUACUCCAACUAUUAAUUAUAAUUAUACCUACUUGGGAACUUCGCCUUCUAUGCCUAUUUGUUUUUCUAUCCCUACUGUUUGGCCAUACUCCCAAAACUUUCCACAAUGUGUCGGACUUCAAACCACAGGUAUAAUUUUUGACCAUCCACCACCAUCUAAAUUUGAAUCAUCAUCUACGAGAGGUAAGCAAAGUCAAUCGGAAGAGAGGCAUUUACAAAUGGUUCGCCUUAUAGCACCGGGGAUUGAAGCAACUCCGGUAAGAAAAUGGCCUUUCGAUAAUUACUCUCCUUUUUACCUACCUCACCCUCUUGGCCUACCAGACUGCUCUCAAAAGUUUUUUAGACUUAUGCCUAGUGCUCCUUAUUGGGUUUCUUGUUAUUUUAAUUCUACUCGGCCACAAAUUCUGCAAGCCAUGGACGGGAUUACACGCAUUUUUGAUUGGACUAGUCCUGAUCCUUUUGCAGAUUAUAAGCCUUAUUUUAGAUACAAGACAAAUUACAAAGGGUGGGAUCAAACUCUUCUACCCGAUCCAAUAAAUGUAAAUAGAAUUUCUACUUCCGGCUGGGUAGCUCCAGUUUUAACUGCAGUAGUGAAAGGACAAACUUACCUCCAUAAAUAUCUUUGGCAGGCUACGGCCGCUUCACAUCCAAUAACUGCAAGUUAUUUUUCUAAUAAUCAGACUACCUUUGCAAAUUAUUCAGUGACUACUUGUGUGCAGACGCCUUAUGCUUUGCUUGUGUCUCCAACGGCGUACUCCUUAAGCUUUAAAAUGGACCCAAAAACAAAACUUAUAACUACUUCCUGUAAAAGGUGUAUUUUAACUAACUGUAUGCGCCCCGAACUGAAAGCGAAAGCGUUUGUUUUGCUUCGGCAGCCACCUUACAUUAUGGUUCCUGUUAAUGUUACAGACAGUUGGCACGAAAAUUCGGGUUUAGAGGCUCUCCAAAAAUUAGAUUCACUGAUGCAUCCCAAAAGAUUUAUUGCAGCAUUGAUUUUAGGCAUUACAGCGCUUAUUACUAUUGUAACAUCGCUGACGGUUUCGACCAUCGCCCUCGCACAGGAAGUUCAUACAGCACACUUUACUAAUGAACUUUCGAAAAACGUAACUACAGCACUUACCACCCAAGAAAUUAUUGAUCGAAAAUUGGAUGACAAAGUAAAUGUUCUUGAAGAAGCGGUAAUGGCUAUUGGACAAGAAAUAUUAACUUUAAAAAUUCAAUUGUCUUUGCGAUGUCAUUCUGAUUAUAAAUGGAUCUGCGUAACACCCUUACGUGUAAAUGAAUCGGAGCAUAACUGGGAAAGAGUGCAGAGUCAUAUUCUAGGAGUCUGGAAUCAUUCUGAUCUGGGCAUAGAUUUAAGUAAGUUACAUAAACAAAUUUCAGAUAUCAAUCAUGCCUCAGAGGAAUUCUCCCCUGAAGGCAUAGCACAAUCUCUAUAUGAUAAUUUUUCUUCAUGGGUAUCUGGAUCCUCACUGACCACUUUGUUGAUUAAUGUCGGUGUGGCUCUCUUAGUGUUAUUAAUAUGUCUCCUCUUAAUUCCAGUCUUCUUCAAAGUCCUCGCCCGAAGUCUCCAAAAGCUAACUGCUGAAGUUCAACUGCUUGCUUUAAAAAAUAAAAAAGGGGGAAAUGAAGGAACCAGCCGAAUGAAGUCUCAUUCUGCGCUGUCAUGAGGACAAAGGUCCUCUCUCGACCAGCCGAAUGAAGUCUCAUUCUGCGCUGCCAUGAGGACAAAGGUCCUCUCUCGGGAAUCACUGCAAGGCAGUGACCCAUCGCCAAACCGCCUGCUGCUAGUUUUGCUUUUACUCUCUAUUCUCCUUUUCACCUAUGGGGAAGCCUGGAAACUGGAGACAUAUGUAAAAUAUUUACUAGAUCCUAAUGAUAGGAUGUGUAUGUGUAGUGAUUGGGGUCCUUAUACUAAUUAUGGGAUGAGGGGACUUUGCCAGAGGAAAUUGAAAGGGGGUUUUCAAUCACCUUGUAUUGGGUUCAUUUAUAAUCAGAAAUAUUAUUCUGUAAGUCAUCUUACUAGUACUAGAUAUACUGCUUGGAAAGUUCCUUGGAAAUUAGUCAAAGAUAUGUUUGGAUGUUGCCCCUGGCAAUGUAUUGUGUUCUAAGUUUAUGACUAAUCCUAAAGGUUGCCAUUGUGAAGUGUACAAUGGAUUAGAAGACGACCUGUACCCUAAUAUGAACACAACAACAUUGUAAAGCUUCUUAGAAAAGUUAUCAUGACCCUGAGAACCUGGUGAACCUUACACGAGAAUUGUAAUAAGAUAAAUGACCCUGUUUGUGACAUUGUUAAAGAUUUCUUUUCAUUGUAUCUACCUUAUGUAAAUUGAGGAAAUAAUCUUUGAGGAACUUUCUGUGAACUUUGUACCUUCUCCUUUCCCUGCUAAUAAUCAUGUUAUAUAAUCAUGUGAGACUAUAUAUGUCAGUGCACACAUGCCUGUCUAUGCCUAUCAUGUAGAAUUAGUUAUCCCCCACCUGUUAAGACUCCGGUCCCCAAGUGAUAAAUAACUCCUUCGCUACCUACAAUAAAAGCUGAUGUGCAGAAA
Molecule: messenger RNA, 4216 nt
Organism: Felis catus (domestic cat)
Lineage: Eukaryota; Metazoa; Chordata; Mammalia; Carnivora; Felidae
Product: endogenous retrovirus group K member 6 Env polyprotein-like
Exons: 2
Coding region: 1274-3337 (687 amino acids)
Molecular function (GO): structural molecule activity
Source: RefSeq, a predicted model, not a curated record